Molecule: messenger RNA, 303 nt
Organism: Colletotrichum spaethianum
Lineage: Eukaryota; Fungi; Ascomycota; Sordariomycetes; Glomerellales; Glomerellaceae
Product: N-carbamoyl-L-amino-acid hydrolase
Exons: 1
Coding region: 1-303 (100 amino acids)
Molecular function (GO): hydrolase activity, acting on carbon-nitrogen (but not peptide) bonds, in linear amidines
Source: RefSeq, a predicted model, not a curated record
AUGGCCCGGCUAGCUCUGUCUGACGACGACGCCCGUGUGAGGCGUUGGUUCGCAGAUGAGGUGGCAGAUCUGGGCUGUGCUCUCUCUGUUGAUGAGAUGGGCAACAUGUUUGCGAAAAGAAAAGGCUCCCUGAGUUCAUCGGCCCCGAUGACCGCAAUGGGUAGCCAUCUCGACACACAGCCCCGCGGCGGCCGAUACGAUGGUAUCCUGGGCGUUCUCGCUGCCGUCGAGGUAAUGCGAACCAUGAAGGAUAAGGGUUUUCAAACUCGAUUUGACGUCGGUAUCGUUAACUGGACCAAGUAA